Molecule: messenger RNA, 2451 nt
Organism: Trichechus manatus latirostris (Florida manatee)
Lineage: Eukaryota; Metazoa; Chordata; Mammalia; Sirenia; Trichechidae
Gene: SAYSD1
Product: SAYSVFN motif domain containing 1
Exons: 2
Coding region: 1674-2207 (177 amino acids)
Source: RefSeq, a predicted model, not a curated record
AUCACAUUUAGAAUAAAAUGCAGGAUCUUCACGGUGACCUGAGAGGCCCUGCAUGAUCUGCCCCCUGGCUACCUGUGCAUCUUUAUUUUCUACCAUUCUCUCUUUCCCUCCUUCACUCUGCUCCAGUCAUAAUGGCCUCUCUGAUGUUCUAUGAGCAGGUCAAGGGUACUACUAAAGAUCUCAGGAUCUUUGUACUUGCUGUUUCCUCUGCCUGAACACUCUUCUCCAGAUAUCCACAUGCCUCACUCAUUUCAUUUAGGUCUCUUGCUCAAACGGCUUUCCCUGGUAGUUGGCUCUAAAUAGCUCCACUACUUCCAUUCUUUACUUUGCUUUUUUCUUCAUAGUACUAAUCAAUACUUGAAAUUUCAUUAGUUAGGUGUGUAUUUCCUUAUCGUCUAUCUUCCCCUUUAGGAUGUAAGCUCCAAGAGAACAGGGGUCUUUGUUUCAUUCAUUGUGGCAUCCCUAGUGCCUGGUACAAUAUUUGACACACAGCAGACUCUCACUAUCUGUUAAAUGAAAGAGUCCAGUUUGUCUAGUUCUUGAUGCAAACUCGGCAACAUCCAGUAAAUAUCUGAGUCUCAAUUCUGUGAGAGACAUGCAGCUAGAUGCUAAACCGACACCAAACCCACUGCUGUGGAGUCGAUUCUGACCCAAAGCGAUCUUAUAGGACAGAGUAGAUAUGCCCUGUAGGCUGUGAAUCUUCACAGAAGCAGACUGCCUUCUCCCACAGAGCAGCUGAUGGUUCAAACCGCCGAACCUUCCGUUGGCAGCAGAGCGCUUUAACCACGGCCCGACCAAGGCUUCUUAGCUAGAUGCUAGAGCUUCAAGUGUAUAAAACAGUUCCUGACCUUAACUGAAUAGUGGUUACCUUUUGGGCGGUUACUGAUGGGGAGAGAGCUCAAGAGAGCCUUUGGGGUAUUGGAAAUGUUCUUUAUCUAGGUGGUGGUCAUAUACGUGCAUACGUCAGAACAACUUUAUUGAGCUAUACACGUUAAGAUGUGUCCAUUUUAUUAUGAGUUGCACCCUGAUAAAAUAAAUAAAUAAAAAGUUUCUGACCUAUCUAAACACAGUAACAAGUUAAUUUCCAGUGUGGUAAGAGCAACGAUAGAGGUCUGGAGAGCCUGGUACACGAGGUGUGGGAAAGUAACCCUCCAAGUACCUAAAGUUGGCCUAUCCUGAUAACAGGAAAAUAGGAUGUAUACUGUCUUCCUUCUAACACCAGAACCUCUCAGAGAUCAUGGGCCUUCUCCCAUGCCUUGGGAUGACAUUCCCAAUUUCGUGCUCAGCAUUGGUGUCCAGAUAAGCGCUCAAUAGCCAAGGAUGCUCCACCUGUUGGGAACCAGAGCCCUCAGGACGAGAUUCCCUCAAUGGAGCCCACGGCCAGAGAAACAAUGAGACAGUCUUUGUACUUAAGAUUUUUAACUAUAGCAUGAGGAUGUGGACGCAGUGUCCAUGUGCGUUUGACGAGACUAUUACGAGUACAGAUAUUCCCCACUGGACGUCACAACUACAGACAAAACAUUGAAAGACACUUUGCCCGGGCCACAACAGCGCGCACGCGCAGCCAAUAGCCGCGGCCACGCAGGCGCACGACGGUCCAACCGUAGGCAAAGUGGGUGAAGGCGUCCGCGGGCGCGCGCGCUCCCGGGUACGCGGGGAGAGGGGCGUGCGCCAUGGAACAACGGUUAGCCGAGUUCCGAGCGGCCCGAAAACGGGCCGGGCUGGCAGCAGGACUGAAUACCUCAAACCAGAUCUCACAAACCUCGGGAGAGAAGGCGGAAGCAUCCCCGGGCUGGCUAAAACGGUUCCUGGUGUGGAAAGCGAGGCCCGCGAGCCCCCGGGCCCAACCCAGCCACGCUCAGAAAGCAGCUCAGCCUGGGGGCAGCACAUCACAGCCACCACGGAAUAAAGCCAUUCCUCUGCCACCACGCCAUGACCAGUCUUUGCUGACCAAUAUCACCGUCUUGAAGGUUCUUCUCUGGUUGGUCCUACUGGGACUGUUUGUGGAGCUGGAAUUUGGCCUGGCUUAUUUUGUCCUGUCGUUGUUCUACUGGAUGUAUGUCGGGACACGGAGCCCUGAAGAAAAGAAAGUGGGAGAGAAGAGCGCCUACUCCGUGUUCAACCCGGGCUGCGAAGCCAUCCAGGGCACCCUGACUGCAGAACAGCUUGAGCGGGAGUUACAGUUAAGACCCCCGGAGGGGAGAUAGGACCACGCUCCGCUGUCAUGCAGCUAACCUCAGACACAGUCCUCUUAGCUCUCAGGUGUGGACUUGACAUCCUGUGCACAAGACUAAGAAUAGCUUGCGAGUUAGCUCUCUGACUGCAUGGUUUUUCUACAUUCUUUCCCUGGUCUGCUGCUGCAAUUUUAUCUUUGAACUUCUCUUGGGUUUUGGUGAAACCCAUUGAGAGACACUCACUGUCUGAUGCAAUUUAUAAAAAUUACAUACUCGA